UGCCCAGUGUAUAAUCACCCUUCGCAUCAUUACUGUCAUCCGGUACGAACGAUCAGGAACGUAAACACGUCGUAGAAAAAGGGACGACAUCGCACCAAUUGGAAGAAUUCCCCGUUCGUUCGUCGCCAUCGCAAGUUGUGAUUGCUUUGUUCUCUCGUCCGCCCGACGCAGUGUGUAAUUAGGAAGUGUAAUAUACAAAUCACCUGCAUAAAAUGAUUCGCAUUGGACAGCUGGUUGUGCGAAAUACGCAAAAGGUUAAGGGCAUCGAAAUUCGAAGAUGCCUUUCCGCUGCACCACAGGCCAAACAGGCCGAAGCUCAGCAGGCUGCACCAUCAGAGGCCGAUAAACGACCGAACAUGUCCUUUCUAACCAACAUCUUCCGUGGCCACGUUCAACCGGCACAGGUUUUUCCCUACCCGGAAGCACUGGACGCUGAACAGAAGGAAUACAUUGCUUCGUUUGUGGAUCCGGUAACGAAGUUCUUCGAGGAAGUUAACGAUCCAGUGAAGAACGAUGUGAACGCAUCGAUCGAUGAAAAAACAACCGAAGCGCUAUGGGAUUUGGGUGCAUUCUCUCUAAUGGUACCGCCGGAAUAUGGUGGACUUGGACUAAACAACACACAGUAUUCCCGCAUGUGCGACAUUAUCGGUGGGCAGGAUCUCGGUCUGGGCAUCUUCAUCGGUGCUCAUCAGAGUAUUGGCUUUAAGGGUAUUAUGCUGUACGGAGACGAACGACAAAAGGAAAAAUAUCUGCCGAUGGUAUCAACUGGCAAGGUUUAUGCCGCUUUCGCUCUUACCGAACCAAGUUCCGGUUCGGAUGCCGGUUCUAUUCGCUGCCGGGCGGUUAAAUCGGCCGACGGUAAACACUACGUACUGAACGGUUCCAAAAUAUGGAUCUCGAACGGUGGUAUUGCGGACAUUAUGACCGUGUUUGCGCAAACCGAGCUGGAGGAUCCGAAGACGGGCCAAAAGAAGGACAAGGUGACGGCGUUUAUUGUGGAGCGUGGAUUUGGUGGUGUUAGUAGCGGUCCGCCAGAGAACAAGAUGGGCAUCAAGUGUUCGAACACGGCCGAAGUGUACUUUGAGGAUGUGAAAAUCCCGAUCGAAAACGUGCUCGGCGGUGAGGGUAACGGGUUUAAGGUGGCGAUGAACAUCCUGAACAAUGGCCGGUUCGGUAUGGCGGCGACACUGUCCGGUACGAUGCGUGCCUGCAUCCAGAAGGCGGCCGAGCAUGCCACAAACCGUGUCCAGUUCGGUCGUAAAAUUGAAACGUACGGUGGUGUGCAGGAAAAGUUGGCCCGCAUGGCCAUGCACCAUUACGCUACCCAGUCGAUGGCGUACAUGAUCUCGGGCAACAUGGAUACGGGAUCGCUGGAUUAUCAUCUGGAGGCGGCCAUCUCGAAGGUGUUUGCGUCCGAAUCGGCUUGGUAUGUGUGUGAUGAAGCGAUCCAGAUUCUGGGCGGUAUGGGCUUCAUGAAGGACUGUGGAUUGGAGCGUGUGAUGCGCGAUCUGCGUAUCUUCCGUAUCUUCGAGGGUACGAACGACAUUCUUCGACUGUUUGUCGCCCUUACCGGUAUUCAGUACGCUGGAUCGCACCUGAAGGAGCUGCAGCGUGCAUUUAAAAAUCCGGCCACAAACAUGGGAUUGAUCUUUAAGGAAGGAUCGCGCCGUGCUAUCCGUAGCAUCGGGUACGGUGGUACUGACCUGAGCACGUACGUGGCGGACCCACUAAAACAGUCCGCUAAGCAGUGCUCGGAGUGUAUCGAUCUGUUCGGACAGACGGUGGAAUCGUUGUUGAUCAAGUACGGCAAGAAGAUCGUGGACGAGCAGUUCCUGCUGAACCGGUUGGCGGAUGCGGCCAUUGAUACGUACGCCAUGGCUGUGGUUCUAUCACGCGCAACUCGAUCGAUGCGAAAGGAUCUUCCCUCCGCCGAGCAUGAAGUGUUGAUGACCAAAGCCUGGUGUCACGAGGCUAGUGAUCGUGUGCGUGUAAAUAUACGCAAAAUUAACACCGAUUCGUUCGCGAAAAAUUACGGCGUUAUGUCGCAAAUUUCGAAAAACAUUUGCGCCAACAAUGGUAUCGCGCACAACAAUCCGCUAGAUAUUGAGUAAGGAGCGUCCCCUCCGAAAUGACACCGCUGGAAAAAAAGGAUUCCUAACAUUUCGCCCGAUGAAAGUUUCUUAAAGUGAAUCGUGAUAAUGGUGGUGUGCAAAACAAAACGAACAAUAUUGUCCAGCUGCUGUACGGGUUUUGAUAGCAGAACCCCAAAUCAGGACAAUUGGUGCGACACGAAUGGAAGAAGAGAAGUGUGUUUUGGAUGGAAGUGUUGUAGAUGUAAUAGUAUAAUUUUUUUGGUUUCGUUUUAUCACUCCCGUUAAUAGGACAAUCUUCUUUAAUGUAUGUUUGUACGACAAUUUACCAUUUCCAUUAACUUUUUUGUUUAUUUGUCGAAUCACUUUAAAGGUUUAAAUUGAUUUUUAAAAGAAUCCCAUCGAAGCUUAAGUUACUGACACAAUUCCACUGCUAGAAAUAUUUUUUUUGCUUCUUUUUGUUAGAUUCUUUUUGCUGGUGUGUAAGCUUUAAAUCACCGUAACUCCAUCUAUUAAUAUAACGUACCUUAGGAUUAAUGAACAUGUACAUACAACUGAUGAGCCUCAGCUAAAAAGCCAACUGAAAAGAACGCAAGGUCCACUUAAAAAUACGAAGGUGGUCGGGCAAUAGAUGAAUCAUUUCAUAAGUACCUCUCAA
Molecule: messenger RNA, 2748 nt
Organism: Anopheles funestus (African malaria mosquito)
Lineage: Eukaryota; Metazoa; Arthropoda; Insecta; Diptera; Culicidae
Product: very long-chain specific acyl-CoA dehydrogenase, mitochondrial-like
Exons: 4
Coding region: 213-2111 (632 amino acids)
Molecular function (GO): very-long-chain fatty acyl-CoA dehydrogenase activity; flavin adenine dinucleotide binding; fatty-acyl-CoA binding
Source: RefSeq, a predicted model, not a curated record